Leptonychotes weddellii (Weddell seal) is the source of this 1070-nucleotide messenger RNA. The record is from RefSeq and is a predicted model, not a curated record. NCBI's taxonomy places the organism in Eukaryota, Metazoa, Chordata, Mammalia, Carnivora, Phocidae.
AUGGACAACGGGUCGUGCUGCCUCAUCGAGGGGGACCCCAUCUCCCAGGUGAUGCCGCCGCUGCUGAUCCUGGCCUUUGUGCUUGGCGCGCUGGGCAAUGGUGUCGCCCUGUGUGGUUUCUGCUUUCACAUGAAGACCUGGAAGCCGAGCACUAUUUACCUUUUUAACCUAGCUGUGGCCGACUUCCUUCUCAUGAUCUGCCUGCCCUUCCGGACAGACUACUACUGGAGACAUAGGCAAUGGGCCUUCGAGGACAUUCCCUGUCGGGUGGCCCUCUUCAUGCUGGCCAUGAACAGGGCGGGGAGCAUCAUCUUCCUCACAGUGGUGGCCGUGGACAGGUACUUCAAAGUGGUCCACCCCCACCACAUGGUGAACACCAUCUCCAACCGGACUGCGGCUGGCAUCGUCUGCGCCCUUUGGACCAUGAUCAUCCUGGGGACUCUCUAUCUUUUGAUGGAGAACCAUCUGUGUGUGCAUGAGAAGACCAUAUCUUGCGAGAGCUUCAUCAUGGAGUCGGCCAACGGCUGGCACGACAUCAUGUUCCAGCUCGAGUUCUUCCUGCCCCUCGGCAUCAUCCUGUUUUGCUCCUUCAAGAUCGUUUGGAGCCUGAAGCAGAGGCGGCAGCUGGCCAGGCAGACUCGGAUGAAGAAGGCUACCCGGUUCAUCAUGGUGGUGGCCGUUGUGUUCGUCACGUGCUACCUGCCCAGCGUGUCGGCCAGACUCUAUUUCCUCUGGACGGUGCCCUCGAGCGCCUGUGACCCCUCGGUCCAUGUAGCCCUCCAUGUCACCCUCAGCUUCACUUACAUGAACAGCAUGCUGGACCCCCUGGUGUAUUAUUUUUCGAGUCCCUCGUUCCCCAGAUUCUACACCAAGCUCAAAAUCUGCAGUUUGAGACCUAAGAGUCCAGGACGCUCCAAGACCCAGAGGCCGGAAGAGAUGGCAAUUUCCAACCUCUGUGGCAAGAGUUGUGUCAGCAUGGCAAAUGGCUUCCAGAGCCAGCCCGACAUGCAGUAGGAUCUCCAACUGUGCCGAAUGGCGCUGAAACAGGCAGACAAAACCAAGGAGGACAG